AUGAAGACAUCGCCACUCUUGUCUAACAAGGUGGAUGAAGAGCUCAACGCGGUGGCUGAAAAAUUUGAUGCUAAUCUGUUGACUUUGUCCAACAAAAUCGACCAAGUCAUUGAGACUCUGGAAGGCCUCCCUCAAGCUGGUGCCGCGGCAGCGGCACCUGUGGCUCCACCGGCUCCCGUCCAACCCUGGAACUUCACACCAGCGCUGAAAGACAGGGUGUAUGCUUUUGCAUACGGUUUGGUGGCGCAGCCAAACAUCUCAUUAUAUAACACCAUCAAGCAACGCAUCAGGAAGAUCCCCGGCGAUUGGGCUACUGAGCAACUCCCUCCGGUGGUCAAUGGAGUGCAGAGCGUUGCCGGCACUCAAAAGUACACCACUUUGGUCAAAACCGCGGGCAAACACGCUCGAGAACGUCUCCAUAUAUUAGUUUUACACACUAUCAAGAACAAUCCUGAGGCAACGGUCCCCUGCCUCAAACGCCUCCUACAUCGUGUAAGUAAAUGA
Molecule: messenger RNA, 504 nt
Organism: Melampsora larici-populina 98AG31
Lineage: Eukaryota; Fungi; Basidiomycota; Pucciniomycetes; Pucciniales; Melampsoraceae
Exons: 4
Coding region: 1-504 (167 amino acids)
Source: RefSeq, a predicted model, not a curated record